Messenger RNA from Paralichthys olivaceus (Japanese flounder), 6128 nucleotides. Lineage: Eukaryota; Metazoa; Chordata; Actinopteri; Pleuronectiformes; Paralichthyidae. The record is from RefSeq and is a predicted model, not a curated record.
UCAGUCAGUGGCUUCAUGGAGUUAUGUACCUCUGAUCCGCCGCCAUGGAUUGCAAUCCGCGAUCACUCCUCUUCUUUUUACCUCUUUUGUUGUCCUGCGUUGUUCCUGCGUUCCCCAUCAUCUACCCCCCCAAUGAAGUCAACCUGUUAGACUCUAAAGCAAGCCAGGGGGAGUUAGGAUGGAUUUCCUACCCAUCGCAUGGGUGGGAAGAGAUCAGUGGGGUGGACGAGCACUACACUCCGAUCAGGACCUUCCAGGUCUGCAACGUGAUGGAGUACAGCCAGAACAACUGGCUCCGCACCAACUGGAUCCCUCGCCAGUCUGCCCAGAAGAUCUACGUGGAGCUGAAGUUCACCCUGAGGGACUGCAACUCCAUCCCGCUGGUCCUGGGCACCUGCAAGGAGACCUUCAACCUCCUCUACCUGGAGGCGGACGACGACCAGGGCAGCCACUUCAGGGAGCACCAGUUCUCCAAGAUCGACACCAUCGCCGCUGACGAGAGCUUCACCCAAAUGGAUCUCGGCGACCGCAUCCUCAAGCUCAACACUGAGGUGCGCGAGGUGGGUCCCAUGACCAAGAAGGGCUUCUACCUGGCGUUCCAGGACGUGGGCGCCUGCGUAGCUUUGGUUUCGGUGAGGGUUUACUUCAAGAAGUGCCCAUACACUGUGAGGAAUCUGGCCUCCUUCCCCGACACUGUGCCCAUGGACUCGCAGUCGCUGGUGGAGGUCAAAGGCUUGUGUGUCAAUCACUCCAAAGAGGAGGAGCCUCCACGAAUGUACUGCAGCACAGAUGGGGAGUGGCUCGUGCCUAUUGGGAAGUGUCUGUGCAACCCAGGGUUCGAGGAGCGAAGCAACACCUGCCAAAUGUGCAGGGCGGGCUUCUACAAAUCAACGCUCGGAAACAUGGAGUGUUCCAAGUGUCCGCCUCAUAGCGUCUCUCACCACGAGGGGUCGCUGCACUGCGGCUGCGAGAAAAACUACUUCCGCGCCGAGGGAGACCCCGCCGCCAUGGCCUGUACCCGUCCUCCUUCAGCUCCUCGGAACGUGAUCUCCUCCAUCAACGAGACGUCGGUUAUCUUGGACUGGAGCUGGCCAGAGGACACCGGUGGCCGCAGGGACAUCACCUUUACUGUUCUCUGCAAACGCUGCCGUGCUGUCACUGCCAAUGGUAGCAACGGCGGAACCAUGCGCUGUGAGCCGUGUCGUAGCAACGUUCGCUUUCUGCCAAGAGCCACGGGCCUCCACAACACCACAGUGACGGUGGGCGACCUGCUCGCUCACACAAACUACACUUUUGAGAUUGAAGCGCUGAACGGGGUGUCACCGUUAGCACCCAAGAUGAGGCAGUACGCCGCUGUCACGAUCACCACCAACCAAGCUGCGCCAUCUCCGGUAACAGUGAUCAGAAAGGAAAAGACGUCUCGAAACAGUGUGUCUCUGUCCUGGCAGGAACCAGAAAGACCCAACGGCAUCAUCCUGGACUAUGAGAUCAAAUACUAUGAAAAGGAGGAGCAUGAGACCAGCUACACCAUCCUCCGUGCACGCGGUUGUAAUGUGAGUUUAAACGGGCUGAAGCCUAACACCGCCUACCUGCUGCAGAUCAGAGCUCGCACCGCCGCAGGAUACGGAGCCAGCAGCCCCAGCUUCCAGUUCGAGACCAGCCCUGACUCAGCCUUCUCUAUCUCCAGUGAGAGCAGCCAGGUGGUUCUGAUCGCCAUUUCCUCAGCCGUGGCCAUCAUCCUGCUCACUGUGCUGCUCUACGUCCUCAUCGGCAGGUUUUGUUGCCACAGCAAAUCCAAACAUCCUGAUGAGAAAAGACUUCACUUUGGCAACGGUCACUUGCGUCUGCCGGGUAUCAGGACCUACGUGGACCCCCACACAUACGAGGACCCGAGCCAGGCCGUGCACGAGUUUGCCAAAGAGCUGGACGCUUCCUGUAUCGCCAUAGAUAAAGUUGUGGGAGCAGGUGAGUUUGGCGAGGUGUGCAGUGGUCGCCUGAAGCUGCCCAGCAAGAAGGAGAUCUGUGUGGCCAUCAAGACUCUUAAAGGAGGAUACACAGACAAGCAGAGACGGGACUUUCUUGCUGAGGCAUCGAUCAUGGGACAGUUUGACCACCCCAACAUCAUCAGGCUGGAGGGGGUGGUGACGCGCAGUAAACCUGUGAUGAUUGUCACAGAAUACAUGGAGAAUGGAUCCCUGGACAGCUUCUUGAGGGGAGGUAAGAUCCCUAUUCGGUGGACAGCACCAGAGGCUAUCGCCUACAGGAAGUUUACAUCAGCCAGUGAUGCUUGGAGUUAUGGCAUCGUGCUCUGGGAAGUGAUGUCAUACGGGGAGCGGCCGUAUUGGGAGAUGUCCAAUCAGGAUGUAAUAAAGGCUGUGGAUGAGGGUUACCGCCUCCCCCCGCCCAUGGACUGCCCCGCCACUCUCUACCAGCUGAUGUUGGACUGCUGGCAGAAGGAGAGAAAUAACCGGCCGAAGUUUGAACAGAUUGUCAGCAUCCUGGAUAAACUCAUCCGCAAUCCUGGUAGCCUCAAAAUCACGGCCAACACCACGUCCAGGCCGGCUAACUUGUUGCUGGACAGGAGUAGUGCGGAGGUUCCCUCGAUGGGGACGAUGAGUGACUGGAUGGAUGGAAUGAGGACCUUGCCCUGCAAAGAGGCCUUCUCUGGGGUCAGCUACAGCUCCUGUGACACCCUGGCCAAGACUUCCACAGAAGAUCUGAAAAAGGUUGGAGUGACCAUUGUAGGACCACAGAAGAAGAUCGUGAGCAGCCUCAAAGCCCUAGAUUCCCACACCAAGGACGGCCCAGUACCUGUUUAAUAAUAAAGAAAAAACAACCUGUCUUUCAGUCUGUGUUAACAGACCAUGGUUGCUAAUCGCACUCUAACACAGUGGCUGCUUAUCCAAACUAGAAACGGAUGGAAGUGGAGGAAAAAUAUAUGAUUCAGGCGAGGGGCUUUGAUUGUUUUGUUGAGAGACGAUAUCAAGUCCUGACAAGUGGAACAGGAGAGAGAUCAGCCACUGAACCAGCUGACUCUUCAUCCCUCUGUCCCUCCAUGCCCAAGUUGAGAUGCCUUACAGACUAACCAGAGGGUGGGAAGAGCCAAGGAGGUGAGUGAGACCUGGUCAGGGAUUCAAACUGGGUCUGGACUUGGAUACAGGGCAAGGACUAGACUAGCGUGGAAGCCAGAGCACUCCAAUACUGGCAAAGCUGGGUGGCAUAGCCUUCCCUUUAUGGCUCAAAGGGGGUCAGGCAAUGCUCACAGUCUCUUCCCACCAGCCUGUGGAACGAGGCGGUGAAAUGUCUGAGAGGCCUCAUGUAGAGGAGCAAUGGCAGACAACAGCAGCUCACCCGGAUGUGGACCCUCUCUGGACUAAUGAAGCCUGAGGUGUGAGGUGUUGACGUGAACUACCUACAUUUACUGUCUCUAUCCAUGAGAGAGCUGGGCUGGCAUUUACACCAAGACAAUAACCAAACCAUUUUACUCUGUAGCUCUAACCUAUAACAUUUGCAUUCAAUAGAAAUGUCACAUAAAAGCAAUAAUGAUGAUAAUCCGUUUAAUAGUGUCAUCAUGGAAGCCAUGAGUCCGUCACAUGUACAAUGUAGUGAACGCUGUGCUUUGAAGGCACAGAGGCCAUAAUACACUUCACACACAUAAUUUUAUACGUUCUAUGUGCUUACGAGCAGAUUCUGUACAGUUUUUAGUGCUGUUCCCUCAACCGAACGCCCUUUGUGUGAAAUCUCAGGAUGUAUUCAUUCAUUUUUUUUGUUCUAACAGGGAGAAACAGAGCGGGCGAGGGGGAGCAUUGCCAGGAAUUGAGAUUGCAGGUUAGGAAAGAUGGGAGCCAGAAAAGGUUGAAGUGGAGGAAAAAGACUGAGAACUUUAAUCAUGCCUGCUGCACAGAUAAUUAUAAGCCUGAUUUUGGGUCUGAGUCCAUCCUCCCGACGUCUAUCCAUUGAAGAUUUGAGCCUCAUCUAAAACAGAUUAUCUGGCGAAAAACCUUAAAGACAUAGUGUUAAUGUCACUGACUGCUUCCCUGAUUUCAAAAUCGGGGAGGCCAGUCAUGUAAGGGAAAAUUGGGGAGACCCAUUUAGUGUGAUAAGAACGACAGUUUGGCGAGUAAGGGGGGGCUGGCGAGGAAUGGUCACCAACCAGAUGAUGCGUACCUGUGUUUAGAAACAAAACGUGGUGGCCCAUACCAGGUGGAUAGUAGAAUAGGAGGACAAACUUGUGUCCUAUUGUUUGUGCGAAACGUCACUCAUGAUGGCCUCCAUGUUCGUCUAAAUUCAGAAGUCAUUUGGUCUUGAGUUUCUGUGAGGUCCCAGAAUGUCCGGAAUCACCACUCAGAGAUGGUUUGUUUAAGCGCUAAGUUUGUGCUCCUGCAUCUCGACUGGAUUUAUCUAGCCUUCUUGAUUAAAUGAUCAAAAAUCUGUUACAUCUGUCGAUAAGUCUUAAUUCUGUCAUGUCAGUUAAGAUUUGAAAAUCCUCUAGUGUGCAGCAGGCAUUAGAUGAAGCAGUGUCAUCUAUCCAGGCCUCCGCUUCAGAUGCUGUUGUGUUGUGGAAGUGUUUAAAACUAGACGUGAGUUUGAACUUGAGUUUCUUCCUCAGGUGUUAGAGGAUUGGCAUCAUCAGCCCCACACAACACCAGGUGUAUUCUAUGUCACUUUAGAUCACGCUGCUUCUCUGAAAGUGUUGUUUGCUUUGGUCUGAAUCCAUAACGUAUUAACAAAAGCCGCGGGGGAUCUGUCAUUCACUUCUUUAAUCAGAACUGUGCUGUAAAAAAAACCUUUGUUCUACUUAAAAAUUUGCUCUUAAUCCAUAAAUCCUGGUGUGUAAAAUGCAAAACAUAGAAUUCUGCUUUAUUUUAAACCCACGUGGGAUCUGUCAUUUGCUUUGAUCAGAAAAUUGUUGUAAAAGAAAAAAAAAGUACUGUGUUCUUGCUUAAAUUUAGCUCUUAAUCCUUAAAUCCCAGCGUGUUAAAUGCAAAAAGUAUAGUGCCUCCUGUUGCUGGGUUCAGGGUUGGUUCAUGGUGGGAUCACCAAGCAAAAAGCUCCAGUUUGUCUUUGUUUUCAACGAAGUCUUGGUGUAUUUUCUGUGUUCUCACGAGGCCGUUGUGGUUUACGGUCACUGCUGUAAACCAACAGCAAGGUGUGGAAAUACCCUGAAAGAGACGUAACACUUCCAGUAGAUUCUUUUUCCUGGGUCAUCAUACCUCCAGGAUGGGAUUUCCUAAGGGCACCUUAGAACUUAAAUGAUAUGUUUAAAGAUGCCUCCUGCGUCAAUGUCACCCAGUCAACACACACCCAGUAUUUAUAAACUGGCACUUGGUACUUUGUGCUGUUGGUUGGGUCGUAUUUAACCACGAGGGUGCUUCUUUGAGCCUGUUCCAAGCACUUAGUACACGGUAUUUGAGCACUUUGAGUGGAAAUGUAACUGCCUUGGCUAUCGACUUAAGCUUAUCUCAUGGACAGGGGGUGAUUCUGGUGCCCUUUGGGAAACCCAGCCCUGUUCAGUGUCAUCGGUCGCUCCUCUGUUACUCGGUCUACCUGUGGAUGCUGCUGUUGCUGCUAUGUGUUCCAAUUAGCAUGUACAUACUGUAAACCAUCAUAACGAUAGCAACUAGCACUACAGAUCCCACUAUUUGUACAUGGCCAUCCCUCUUUGUAAAAAUGUUUGUAUGUAUAAAAGAAUAAAUAAAAAAAAAUUGUGCAACAUUUUAAUUAAAAAAAAGAGACAAAAAUCAUCUGUAUUAUAUUUUAUCUUGUUUUGAGUUAUAAUUGUCAGCUUUGUUUUUUUUCUACAAUAAAAAGGCGAUUAUGAUUACGUUAUUAUUUAUUUGUUAACAUUAUAAAGCGCAAUGUUUUUUUCUUUUGUAGCAUACAGUAAAUUAUGUGCCAGUGCUAUCUGUGUUUUUGGUUUUUUGACUUACUUUAUAAACCUGGGACAUCUGAGAGAGCAAUACUGUUAUAAUGCACCCCUAUAUCCAGAUUCCUCAUCUUCUGUCUCAAGACUGACUCGUGUGUCUGUGUGAGAGUUUCCGUGUGCAAAUGUAGAUGGCCUUGUCUACUAAUGUAAAAUGAUUUGUAGUGGAAACAUUUAUAUUUUUAUAAUAAAUAUUGGCAAAAUA